Messenger RNA from Guyanagaster necrorhizus, 1116 nucleotides. RefSeq lists its product as uncharacterized. Bases 1 to 1116 code for a protein of 371 amino acids. The transcript is spliced from 3 exons. The record is from RefSeq and is a predicted model, not a curated record. Lineage: Eukaryota; Fungi; Basidiomycota; Agaricomycetes; Agaricales; Physalacriaceae.
AUGGCUAACUCACUGUUCAACUGCCUGCCAGGCCAUCCACUGCAUCUCUUCAGCACCCUGAGCACUAAUUAUGGUCUCGCAUACACUUGCGAGGACUUCUACACCUGCCUUGUCAGCGCGGGCUCCCUCCAAAAUCUUAUCACACCAGGCCACCGGCUCGACUGCAUCAUCAUCGAACGCCGGGGUCCACCCUACAGCCCCAGCGACCCAUUCCUCCCCACGCUACUAGCGGCCCUCGCUGAACACAAGGAUAUUAAGACUCUCAAAGUCGUAGGCGUCAGAUGGUCUGACUUUCCAUACCCCGACUUGUGGUAUGCCUCCGUCACAGAGUUCCACAAUAUCACUUAUCUCAACUUGACGGAAACCUCUCUCCGCGCGGAUGAGUUCUGCUGCCUCGUCCGUUCGUUCCCACUACUGCAAAUGCUCGAUGUCCAGUGUUGUUCCAUCUUUCCCGGCUUAGGCAUGACUAACCAGCUGGGUCCCGCGAUCCUAUAUCUAGUCCUCAAUGUUAAGGAAGAUUCUGACAUUCUUGAUAUCUUCACCCAUCGCUACAACGUGUGCUCUCCAGUGUCGUUCGACAGGCUCUACAAGCUCGAAAUAUCGGGAAAGGGCGGCAGGGACAUUGGCCAACAAAUCUCCAGAUUGGUUGAUGCCUCGUGGCCUCGUGAAUUGAUUAUAGAUUGCAUGGACUUUGAUCUCGCACACGCACCGCGUAUCGUCGGGCUAUCUAAAACAGAAAAGCUCACCAUCACUAUUCCUCUUAAUGCCGAAAAUGGAUUCCGACGCACCAACGACUGCCUCCGGUGGUGGACAUCUACCCUCGAGCGGGUACCCCAACGUAAUAAAUUCGCGGAGAUCCGCAUCAAAAUCGUUGUCGAUCAGCCAUCGGUCACUCAUUAUCUCUCGGGAGGAAUACCGAUGCCAUGGACUCACUUCGACGAGGCUCUUUCUGAUAAAAAAUUCAAGUUGAAGGGCAGUUUUGGUAUCACCUUUUUGAGACAACAGGACACGAGCAGCACGUUUGAAAUCCAGCCUUAUGACUAUUGGAUGCGGCUCUACGCUCUGGCAAAAUCUUUUAAACACCAUUUGGGUAGUGGUCAUCAAAGACACAUGUGA